Messenger RNA from Schistocerca nitens (vagrant locust), 6263 nucleotides. Its product is annotated as zinc finger CCCH domain-containing protein 10-like. The record is from RefSeq and is a predicted model, not a curated record. Lineage: Eukaryota; Metazoa; Arthropoda; Insecta; Orthoptera; Acrididae. The transcript is spliced from 8 exons. Gene Ontology annotation, molecular function: metal ion binding. Bases 321 to 2093 code for a protein of 590 amino acids.
UGUAAAAUGGCUGACGUUCACGAUAUCAGUUUAACUAUGUGUUUUUCCUAGUAUAUGCUGUAUUUACAAAUAUUGGAGAGCUUCGUGUGUGUAACAGUUGAGAAACUAACUAAAUGCAAAUUGUGUUUUACGGAUUUAUUAGGUUUUGGAUGCGGAUAACUGUAGAAAUCAGUUUCGUGUUGGUGAUGCGAUACCCAGCACAUGCGGGCCACGUAAUACACGGCGGCAAUCGAUUAUAGACGAGAGCAGAAGACGGCUCCAUUAGUUUGUUACCAAAACAUUAGGAGAGGGGAGAGAGACCGGCAAAAGUGGCCGGUGGCAUGAAAUCGGAUUCAAAGUCCGACGGCGGAGGCGGCGAUAUGGGAGACAGGCGAGUGAGUAUUGGCGACGACGACAGGCGCGAACGAGACAGGGACCGUGACGCCAGGGACCACCGUGACUCCGGCGGAGGGCUCGGCGGUCGGAGACGCGGCGAAGACAGGGGCUCGGACGGAGAUGCGUCUGGUGGUGAGGAGAGCAGCGUGUGCCGCGACUUCCUGCGUUCGAAUUGCAGGCGCGGGCGGCGCUGCCGAUAUAUCCAUCCCGAAGGGAAGGAGGGGGAAGAAGCCGACAACGGCUCCCGUCAGUUCGUCUUCUGCCGAGACUACCAGAAUUCGACCUGCCGGCGAGCGGGUUGUCGUUUUGUGCACUGUUCGCGAGAGGACGAGGCGACGUACCGAAUGACGGGCAUGCUUCCACCGCACGUGUUGGAGGCAGCUAUCAUGCAGGGCAAGACGGGCGGCUUACCUACGCUGUCGCGGCCCGGGGAGGCCCCCGUGUGCCGUGAUUAUCUUAAAGGAGAGUGUCGCCGCGGACCGCAGGCCUGCCGGUUCCGUCACCUGUCUGUGCGCGAGUACCAGGAGGAGCUGGGAUACGUGAGCCAGGUGGCGGCAGCGAGCUCUCCCGCGGCGGCCGCCAUGGUCGCGGCGGCCAUGCAGCAGCAGCAGCAGCAACAGCAGCAGCAGGCGAGCACACUGCACCACCAGGCGAGUGCCACCGGGGCGGCCGCCGCCGGCAACGGGACGGCGGCAGCCGCCGCCGCGGCGGCGGCGGCCGCGGCUGCCGGGGGUGUGGGGGCGAUGCAGGGCUCCGUCGCGGCGCACCCCGGCACCGUGGCCGCCAUGUCGGCCGCGGCGGCGGCUGCCGCCGCCGCGCACCACCCCGCGCUCGCCGCUUACCACCACUUGGGGCAGCCGCCGCCCCCUCCGCCGUGGCAGGUGGGUGCUGUCGGCGAUAUCGCCAAUGGCACUGCGCAACACUACGCUGCCGUCGCACCCGAGCAGUACUUGAGGUUCGAUUUCCCGCCACCGAUGCAGCAGCCACCUCCGCCGCCGCCUUCACUGUGUGUCGGCUACGAGCCGGAGCCCAAGCGUAGCCGCAUGGACCACGCCGGCACUGCUGCUGCUGGCGGGGAGGCUGCCCGCAUUUAUGUGUUGGAGGAAGAGAAUGCCAUGCUCCACAAGAAGCUUGACGAUCUUAAAAAGCAGGUGCAGGACCUGACGGCGACGAACGAGUUCCUGCUGGACCAGAAUGCGCAGCUGCGCAUGGCGAGCAAGCGGCAGGUGGUGCCCGCGGUGAGCAUGACGAGCACCGUGCCCGGGGCAGGCCCCACUCUGCAGGUGCAGGCCGUGGACACUAUGGGCGCUCAGAUGCAGGUCGCGGGUGCCGCGCAGAUGGCGGCGGUGGCGGCUGUGGCGGCCGGCGCUCUGAGGUCGUCGGCGGUGCCCGUAUCGGUGGCGGGCAUGGCGGUGCCCGUGUCCUUAGCUGCCGGCAUCGGCGUGGCUCCCGUGCAGAUCCCGCAGUCGGUGGUGUCGAUGGCGCAGCCGCAGCCGCCACCUCCGGCCCCCACCGGGCAGCCCGGGGCGGGUGCACAGCCGCAGCCGCCGCCACCGCCGGGAGCCCCCGCCCCGCAGCCGCAGGCACCGCCUCCGCCCCCGCAGACACCCGCCAUGUCGAUGGCCGCUGCCGGGGCUGCGGCGAGUGCCCCGCUGGUGUCUUACCCGAUGGUGGGGCAGGACCUGCGCCCCGUGCUGCCGACUGGCCUCUCCCACUGAGGGGGUCUACUUGACACUGUGAACUGAAAUUCCGUCACGACUCUAGUGCAAUUUUUAUGUGCUGAUUUUGUGUGUUGAUUUCUUUUUGGUUAAGAAAUCUUUUCCUGAAAUUCUGAUUGGAGAUAGUCAAACCUAUGAAAUAGUUUUUCCAGUAAAUUUUGCCAAGUGUCAUUUUCCACAGAGAAAGCGAUUGAACAAAUAUUUGUACCUGUCAGUUUGCUGCGGCAACGGUUAAGGUGUCCAAAAUGUGUACAGUGAUAUAAUGUACGCUGCGACUUCGUAUUGUGCGGUGGAUCUGACAGCGGCUCGCUCUGAGCACUAUUUGACCCUACCUUUUACGAUUGUCGUAAAGCACGUACUCUAUCUUGUAUCUGAGUUUUCUCCGUCGUGUGUACAGUUUACUUACCUAUAUCCAUUGGCUAUUCUGUGUUUUAGUCAUUUCAGUAGCUGACUCGAAGAGCUGUAGGUAGCUGUGUGAUCGACUACUGGUGUGUAUAAGUAUUUUGGUGAUUGGUCUUUUUCACGUAGAAAUCUGUUUUCUAAUUGUGAAACAACUAUUGUCAAUUAAACAGAAAAUGUAUCAUUUACUUUUAUUGAUUUUUGUAAAUACAAAUUUGGUGUGUUAUAGUUAUGGAAUGUGUAAUGUGAAACUGAAUAUUGUUACAUAAAAUCAAGUUUUUGAUUUUCCAAAUGCUGCAAAAGAUUCCACCUGCAGAAAGAAUUUCUGCUCUCGAAUUAAAAAAUUUAAUCACGUGUAACUGAAUUGGACAUCAGUCCCGUACAGCUCUGCAGUGUAAGUAAAGUAGCACAAUAGCAUAACUUCCGAUGUGUUACUUUGAAUUUAAUUACAGGCAAAGAAUUUCUUGUUGUGAAUUGAAAUAUUGUCUCUUGAGUUAGCCUGGCACGAGAUUGUACAAGAUUGUGAAAUCAGGGAUUGUCAGAUUUGGCAAUUACAAAAAAUGUGUAUUGUGUAUGGUACAAAACAUUACACAAAUUACUGUGAAAUAAUUACAGAAAAUGGAGCUAAGAGUAAGAAAGAUGACUAGAUGCUAAGCACUUGGAAAUUAACGUGUACAAAACAAUAAAGACUACAAUGUUAUCAGUCCCUUCAUCUUUGUCUGGAAGAGUGUGACUGAAUGGAAUGAGACUUAUGGACACACAGUGGUCUCACAUUAGCCUUAAAAUUCUCUCUCAAUCCCAUCUGUGGUAGAAAAUCAGUCCCAGGUUCCGAUAGAUUCUGUUAUGUCCCUAUUUGAUUCUGGAGGCUGUCAUUUUUCUGAAAAUUCAGAACUGCGCACAAAAUACAAGAAACACUUAUUCACUGAUUCUACCAGUAUUUCUGCAUUUGUUUUCUAGUUAUAUCACUGAUAGCGGUAUUCUGUUUACACUUAAAUUUUUCUGCUGUGUGUUGAAUGAAAAAUGGAUGUGGCUUCACAUGGGUAUAUGCUCAGCUCACUUCCAGUACUGCAAAGUUCCAUGCUAUUAAGAAAGUUGCCAGUGAUUAAAAUUGGUAUUACCACAGAUGUUUUUGAUUUUGAAGAAUGUUUCAUAUUUGUUGUAUUUGAGUCAAUAUUUUGAGAGGUCUGUUUAAAGGAAAUGGGACCAGUUCCUAACACCGGUUAAGAACUUGCUCAUAUGAAAAACGUGUGGACGUUUACAAAUGGGAAAUUUGCUAUGCGAAGUCUUGGGCUAGGGAGACAGUUUCAGAUUGUAAGUCUGCUUGUGACAGAAGCUAUGCAACUUAGUUUGUAGGUAACAUUUUUCAUAUUAUACACAGCAGAAAACUGUUCUUUCUUUUUUAAAUUUAUUUUUAACAUUGCAUCACAAACUGUUAAUUGUUCUAAUUAAUCACACCAAAAGCAGCUUUUCAGUGGUUUAGGAAAUUUAUAUGACACGGGAAGAGUCUAUUAGGUUUUUCCCACUAAGAAAUAUCAUUAAUCUGAGUGCUUCAUCGAAAGAAAUACAUUUGUUAGUGAUGUUGUCACUGCGAGGAAUUUUCCCAAGCAGCUGACACAGAGAACAGGGUUCCCAGAUUGGCAAUCUGUUUGGUUCAUAGCAAGAAACAUGUACGGGAUUGAACAGGAAAGACAGUAUCAAAUUGUGUGUUUGAUGGUUUGUUGCAAUUGAUCUGUUGAUAUAUUUGAAACCUUAAAGUUCUAGAGCUAUUGCUCUUAACAGAGUUGACUAUCUCUGUGUCACACUGUGUAUCCAUUUGCGAUCAUCAGAUGGAAGAUAGAGGAAGAGGUAUUUUGCAGUGAAAUGUAGUUGAGAGCUUUGGUGGGUUUUGUUGAAACAAAUUUUAUUUUCCUCACUGUGAAAUGAUUUUGUUGUAGAAGAAUUGUUUUAUUGAAUAGUCUUUAUAAUGUACAUAAGUUUCUACAAGCACUAAUUGUGGAGUAUAUUUUAAUUUUGUACUGAUAUUGUAUUCCAUGCACUGUCCUCUGAAAUAUGUAUUAUGAUUUAAUUUUUGUUGAAGUUGUGUUUUUAUUUUCAUUUGUCAUACAUAAUGGUUUUUAUUGGUCUUACACGUAUUUGUAUAUACAUUUUACAUUGUGGUUGACUAUAUUGCAAGCGAGAGCUGUGGAAGGUGACACAGUAUUGGACACUUUACUUUCCUUUACUGUUAUUAACUGUCUGCUACAGAAUUUUGGAAUAAGUUUUUUUUCUAUUUCUUAAAAUAAAGUCUCCUUUAUACAGUGUUUUUCUCAGGUGGAACUGUUCCUUUUGUGAUCCAUUUUGUGUGUAUGCCCUCCAUCAUGUCCCAGUGCUAUUUCUGGGAUCUUAAUUUGUACAGGAAUACAGAUAUAAGAAUUUUUUUGAGAAUUCUCUUUUUGCUAGCUGUUUGAAUCAUCCAGUGUCAUAACUGUCACAUUUACACUUGGCAGUAUAUAUAGGGAUUCCAUUUGAUGCUGCAAAUAAUGUUCUGUAGCUCUGUGGUUUGGCACAGUAUAUUAUGUAAAUAAUUCUUAAUAAAAAUGAAAUUGUGGUAAAAUGGUUGGAACAUAUUUGAUGUGCAGUGCAUAUUUAUUGCUCUCUCUGCAGUAUAAUUUCCCCCCCUCUUAUAGGCAUGGUUUCAUUUAGUGCCCUCUAUGUGAUAGUUUUGUAUUGUUUCUUAGAAACUGCUAGGAAAAUUUGACAAGAGGUCAUAGAUAUAUUUUAUUGUACAUUUGUGUAUGACAAUCUCUGUAACACUUUGAAUGACUAUUAACAGAUUAACAACUGUGUGUGAUAUAACAAAAAUAUAAGUAGUAAGUAAAUGUAGAAAGUAAUUGUCCAGUGAGUGUUUCCAGCACAUAUUUGGACUCUGCUGCUCUGUCUUUACUGUGUUGGUGUUGCAGAAUGUCUGAAGAAAGUAGAUACCAUUUCCAAUUAAAGUGUAAUAAGAUCUUUUAACUGUAAUCAGAUCUGGAGAACUGUAAUCAGAUCUGGAGAAGGGCGAGUGCAGUUUCCCCAGUGUCACAUUUUUUUCAAACUCUGUGUUCACAUUAAUAAAGCUAAAAGAAAGACGAAAACUGAUCAAAGAAGAUGGGGAUAGAUGUUAGGGAGGGAGGGGUGAAUAUUCAUUUGUUCUUGGUGAAAUGGAUUCUCUGUACUUGAAAAACUGAUAGUAAUAAAGUCUGUCUGUAUUCUAAAAAACCCAGUUUUUAAAUAUGUUGUCUAUGUAGUUUCCUGUCAUCAUUUUUAUAAAUGUUCAGUUAAAUACAAAAUGUAACAACUGUUGCUACAAGCCCUUAGAAGUUGUGUAUCUUUUAAUUAUGCCAACACUGAUAAGCCUCUACGGUCUUCAGUUAUGAAAAGAGAACUAGUCUCUCUUUUUGACUGUUAAAAUAGAGGCAUGUAAUGUGAGACAUGCCACUGGAGGCAGCUCUGUCAUUAAUCUCAACAGUUCUGUUCAGAAUACUAACAGAAGAGAGAGACUUUUCAUGUAAUAAUAUUUUGUGUGUGUGUGUGUGUGUGUGUGUGUGUGUGUGUGUGUGUGUGUGGUUUUUCAGUAUCAGGGUUCUUAAUAAGAUUAGCUUAGAAUUAUGGAAAUUUAAAGUUAAAUAUAUGACAUUCUGGGAUGUACAUGUUUUGCUUCUUUGCUUUUCUUGUCUCAUGUGUGUUAAAAAAGUAGAGAUUCAAUUAUACAUCAUUGCUGUAAUCAAGUAUAAUAAACAUAAUUUUACGUUC